This is a messenger RNA of Rhincodon typus (whale shark), 1279 nucleotides long. Its product is annotated as heat shock protein beta-1. Gene Ontology annotation, molecular function: protein folding chaperone. Gene Ontology annotation, biological process: response to heat; protein refolding. The record is from RefSeq and is a predicted model, not a curated record. Lineage: Eukaryota; Metazoa; Chordata; Chondrichthyes; Orectolobiformes; Rhincodontidae. The coding region runs from base 209 to 946 and encodes 245 amino acids. The transcript is spliced from 3 exons.
UGCUGGAAAGUUCUGAGCUCCCUGUGCCAGAUCAGAGGCACAUUUAUUUGUGAUGAAGUUAUGUAUGGGGUGCAAGGCGGCUGUAUAAAUACAGUCAGAUACAGGAACAUCCCGGUACAAGCUGCUUGCUUUACCUUCAGCUCACUCAUUUUGAAGGACACAUUUCCUCAGUUUGAAGUGCACAUUUUCUCUUCCCGUCCCUUGGGAAAUGGCAUUCUCCCAUCCCUUUUUCCGGAGUCGGUGGGAUGCCUUGCGGAGCUGCUAUUCUCCCCGGCGGUUAUUUGAUCAGGACUUUGGGCUCCCUCCUCUCUCUGAAGAGCCGCUGAAGGACUGGAUGCAAUGGGUAGAGAAUCGGCUCAGCCCGAGCCCUUCUGACAGCACAAUACCCAGUUACUGCCCAUCACCCCUGCAGCGGCAGCUGCCUGGGGGAAUGUCCCUGAUCCAGCAGACCUUGGGAAACUGGAAAAUCAGCCUUGAUGUGAGGCAUUUCACCCCUGAGGAGCUCCAGGUGAAGAUCCAGGAGGGUUACUUAGAGAUUUCAGGAAAUCACAAGGAAAAACAAGAUCAACAUGGGUUUAUUUCAAGAAGUUUUACCAGAAAGUACAAGCUUCCUUCAGAUGUGGACACCCUGUCUGUGACCUCAUCCUUGACUUCUGAUGGGAUCCUAAUUGUGGAAGCUCCACUGCCCAAUCCUGCUGUCCAGGUCCCUGUGGAAAUAACAGCUCCUGUUCAAACAGAAGAGAAAUCUGAAGCUGAGAGGGAAGUGGAGGCUGACAAAGAGAGAGAGGAGAAGAUAGAUCAAGGGAAGGAGCUAGAGGAAGACUCAGGGCUUCCAAAGGAACAGGGCAAGGAUGCACCACAAGAGCUGGAGCCAGACAAAGAAGAGGCAGAGCAAGAGAAAGUGGAACUGCAAGAACAAGACCAGGAAGCGACCGAAAUGAAAUAAGAAUUGGUGGAGAAAAGACAGCAGGCAAACUUGAUAAGGAAUGUUUCAAUUAAAAGACUGCUAAUUAGCUUAAAGCAAGCUAUUAUUUUAAUAACUUUAGUGAAAAAGAAUCUGCACUAAUGUAAACAGUUGAACAAGAAUGUUUGACAAAAUCUGGAAUCAUUCACAUUUUGAUAUCAGUAAAGCAAUGAGAAUAUUGAGAAAUCCCAAGAGAUAUUCGCACUAACCAAAUGUAUUAUUUGGAAGUGUCUUAAAUAUUUGAUUUACAUAAUAAACAGCCAACGUUUGGAACAUUAUGUUUUGUACUGAAACUAUUAACAAGUGCCUCUACUU